UCAGCGCAGCUUUACAUGAGCAUCAAUCUACAUGAGGCCUCCGCUGGUGUUCUGGCGCGGCGUCUGCAGGACAGUGCUGAUACGCUGGUGAUCGGCGGCGGGUGUGUGGGCGUCAGUGUGGCGUAUCACCUGGCCAAAGCCGGACAGAAGGAUGUGGUGCUGCUGGAGAAAUCUGAGCUGACAGCCGGAUCCACAUGGCACGCGGCCGGACUCACCACAUAUUAUCAUCCAGGCAUUAACCUGAAGAAGAUUCAUUAUUACAGUAUUAAACUCUUCGAGCAGCUGGAGGCCGAGACGGGACAGGCUGUGGGUUUCCAUCAGCCGGGCAGCAUCAGACUGGCAUCUUCUCCUGUCCGUGUGGAUGAGCUGAAAUAUCAGAUGAGCAGAACCCGCUGGCAUCCCACACCACAGUUCCUGAUCGAGCCUGAGAGGAUCCAGCAGCUCUUCCCUCUGCUCAACAUGGACAAGGUGUUGGCGGGUCUCUAUAAUCCAGGUGACGGUCACAUUGACCCGUACUCUCUGACGAUGGCUCUGGCGGCAGGAGCACGCAUGUACGGCGCUCAGAUCUACUGUCCUGCUGCGGUCACAGGCCUCUCGCCCACCGCUGAUGGCAGAUGGGACGUCCAGACGCCACACGGCACCAUACGAGCCAAUCGCAUCGUCAAUGCCACAGGGUUCUGGGCACGUGAGCUGGGUCAGAUGUUGGGUUUCCCGCAUCCCACCGUGCCCGUGCAUCAUCAGUAUGUGGUGACUGGCAGCGUGCCGGAGGUGCAAGCACUGCAGACGGAGCUGCCGGUGAUCCGGGAUCUAGAGGGGUCUUAUUACCUGCGGCAGGAGCGGGACGGCCUACUGUUCGGCCCCUACGAGAGAGAGGAGAAGAUGAAGCUGCAGGACAGCUGGAUCACUGAUGGGGUCCCUGCAGGCUUCGGGAAGGAGCUGUUUGAGUCUGAUCUGGACCGCAUCAUGGAUCAUGUGGAGAUGGCGAUGGAGAUGGUGCCGGUGCUGAAGAACGCUGACAUCAUCAACAUUGUGUCGGGCCCGAUCACAUACACACCUGAUCUCCUGCCCAUGAUCGGCCCACAUCAGGGCGCACGCAACUACUGGACCGCCAUCGGCUUCGGGUAUGGGAUCAUCCACUCUGGUGGCGUGGGGAAGUUUCUGAGUGACUGGAUCAUUAAUGGUGAACCGCCAUAUGACCUGAUCGAGUGCGACCCGAACCGCUACGGCCACUGGACCACCGUCCCGUACGUCUGCGCCAAAGCCAGGGAGUCGUACGGCUUCAACAACGUGGUGGGUUUCCCCAAAGAGGAGCGUUUCGCGGGCCGGCCCACUGUGCGGGUCAGCGGUGUGUAUGAGCUGCUGAAGCACAGAUGCUCUAUGGGCUUCCACAGCGGCUGGGAACAACCACACUACUUCCACAAACCUGGAGACCACACCGGAUACAGACCCAGCUUCAGGAGGACAAACUGGUUCGUUCCGGUGGGCCGCGAGUGUGCGCAGGUGAUGCAGGCGGUGGGAGUGAUCGACCUUUCACCUUUCGGGAAGAUGAAGGUGACCGGAGCCGACUCACAGAGACUGCUGGACCACCUGCUGGCCAACACACUGCCCAAGGUCGGUCAGACGAACAUCAGCCACAUGCUGACGCCGAGAGGACGAGUGUAUGCAGAGCUGACCGUCACACACACACAACCUGGAGAGUUCCUGCUCAUCACUGGCUCUGGGUCAGAGCUGCACGACCUGAGGUGGAUCGAGCGUGAGGCAGCUGACGGAGGUUAUGAUGUGUGUGUGACGAACGUGACGGAUGAGAUCGGUGUUUUGGGCAUCGCUGGACCCAAAUCACGGACGGUUCUGCAGAAGCUGACCAGUGCAGACCUGAGUGAGGCCGGCUUCAGAUUCCUGCAGUGCAGAACCAUCGAGCUCGCUGGAGCGACUGUACAGGCCAUACGCAUAUCAUACACCGGUGAGUUGGGCUGGGAGCUCUACAUGGACAUGAGGAAUAUGUCUGCAGUCUAUCAGGCUCUGAUGGAAGCGGGACGAGACGAAAACAUUGAUGACUUCGGCACAUACGCCAUGAACUCUCUGAGACUGGAGAAGGGCUUCAGGGCCUGGGGAGCAGAGAUGAACUGUGACACCAACCCUUUAGAGGCCGGUUUGGACUAUUUCAUCAAACUCAAUAAGCCUGCAGAUUUCAUCGGUAAACAGGCUCUGCUGGAGAUCAAGGCUCAGGGUUUGAGUCGACGACUGGCAUUCCUGACCCUCAACACAGACGACAUCGACCCCGAGGGAAACGAGAGCGUCUGGCACAAUGGAGAGGUUGUGGGAAACACCACGUCAGGCUCGUACAGUUACAGCACUCAUCAGAGCGUGGCGUUUGCGUAUCUGCCUGUGGGACUCACCCAGUUGGGUCAGAAGCUGGAGGUGGAGUUACUGGGUCAGAAAUACAGCGCUACGGUCACCAAAGAGCCACUGAUCCUCACCGAACCGGCCCGAACACGCCUGCAGAAGAAGAAGAGCAGCGUCUAGACAUCAGCUCAGUGAAAACACAUCCAGUGACACACAACACUGCACAAAUGCAUUAAAUGAACAGCCAAUGAGAAGAAGGGGGCGGGGCAUGUCAGACACUAGAGAGUUAUUGAUUGGUCAGAAGAUUUGAUUUGACAGAAAUGGUUCAUCUGUUUAAGCGGAAGAGACAAACUGCAAACUGUAGAUGUUUAUAUCAGGCUUAUAUCUGCUAAAUGUGAAUUGUGGAGUUUUGGAGACUCUAGAUUAGAGACUAAGACUAACAAACUGAUACUAACACCUAAAAAAACAUUCAUUUCAUCCCACCUUUAAAGGGAUAGUGCAUACACAAUGAAAAAUCUGUCAUCAUUUACUCACUCUUUACUUGUUUCAAACCUUUACGAGUUUCUUUAGUUUCUUAAACACAAGAGAAGAUAUUUUGAAGAAUGUUGGAAACCUGUAACUAUUGACUUCCAUAGUAUUUGUUUUUGAUAUUGUUGAAGUCAUUACAGGUUUUCAGCAUUCUUCAAAUUACCUUCUCUUGUGUUCAACAGAAGAACGAAUCUCAUAAAGGUUUAUAACCACUUUUAUUGAGUUAGCUUUAUUGAGUUUUGCUGCUGCUCAAAUGUUUUGUCUUCAUGCCCAGAUGUGAAUUAUUGUGAAUAUUUCCAGUCUUUUCGAUCACUGACAGUCUUUUACAGUUUUACGGGAUUAGAUUGACUGAUGAGUCUUAAACAGCCAGAGAAGAACUUUAAUAAAAUCUCAACAUCACAGAUUCAUGAUUAUUAAUAAAGAUUAUUUCUGUA
This is a messenger RNA of Danio aesculapii, 3305 nucleotides long. It is a transcript of the gene dmgdh, whose product is annotated as dimethylglycine dehydrogenase. Bases 16 to 2523 code for a protein of 835 amino acids. NCBI's taxonomy places the organism in Eukaryota, Metazoa, Chordata, Actinopteri, Cypriniformes, Danionidae. The transcript is spliced from 16 exons. Gene Ontology annotation, molecular function: protein binding; oxidoreductase activity. The record is from RefSeq and is a predicted model, not a curated record. Gene Ontology annotation, cellular component: mitochondrion.